This is a messenger RNA of Parastagonospora nodorum SN15, 462 nucleotides long. RefSeq lists its product as hypothetical. The coding region runs from base 1 to 462 and encodes 153 amino acids. Lineage: Eukaryota; Fungi; Ascomycota; Dothideomycetes; Pleosporales; Phaeosphaeriaceae. The transcript is spliced from 2 exons. The record is from RefSeq and is a predicted model, not a curated record. Gene Ontology annotation, molecular function: hydrolase activity, acting on ester bonds.
AUGUCAAACCUAUCCACCCUUGGUGCAUGGUCCUUCCACCCCCUCGCCUCGCCCUUCCCAUCCACAAUCCUCCCCAACAUCGCAUACUGGAACGUCACAAACGGGACCUGGGAGUACGAAGUGCAAGUCUCCUGGCCGCUAAACUGGACGUCCCGAGACGUCGCCAGCACCGUUGAAACCCUGUACGUUCUAGAUGGCAACGCCCUCGGCCUCAGUACCACAGAAGCAUUCCGCAAACGCCGCCCCGUCGACUUCGCCCAGUCCGACACCAUCGUCGUGAGCGUCGGGUAUCCUGCUUCCAACCUACAGCCCGACUCGCCGUAUUCAGACGCCCGCUACUACGACUACCAAAAUGCCCGUGUGCCCCACCUGCGCGCCCCAGCAAGACGCCCCAGGCGUGCCCUCGGGCGGCGCUGCUUUCCUGGCUUUCUUGGACGGCGUGCUUCGCCCUUGGGUGCAUGA